Molecule: messenger RNA, 2967 nt
Organism: Seminavis robusta
Lineage: Eukaryota; Bacillariophyta; Bacillariophyceae; Naviculales; Naviculaceae
Source: the annotation of a GenBank genome assembly
GUGAUUGCUCAGCCCUUCAUCCAUUAAGGAUAGAGAUUAAAGCCUAUCCACGUUUCAAGUCGCCUCCCAAAUCAAAUCAGCCAUUUUCAUGCGAUGGAUCGAGAACUCACUCCAGAACAACUCACCAGGUGAGGGUUGCUAGCUAAUAGUGGAAGCGAGCUCCAUGAACAAUGGACAACACAGCCAACGCUGCUGACGGCCGGGGUGCUCCCUCUCAGGGGGGAGAUAAUCAAGGAGGAGACGCCCUAAGAGGAGGCGGUGCCAUGAUUGAUACCACAACGACGGUUCCACCCAUCACCACGGCCACCUUGGCGCCUUCGGAAGAGAUCAUUGCAAUUCCUCAUUCCGUUAAAGGUGGCCAGGAAUUCAUCAUCACUAGGAAUGGACAAAAGUUGAAAAUAAAAUGCCCUACCAAUCUGCGAGGUGGACAAAAAUUAAAAAUCCAACUGGUGCCUCCCGACAAGAGGGCUUUUCUGGUUCCAGUCCCAGAGGGAGUCAAAGAAGGCGAAACGUUUAGUUUUGCCUUUAAAGGACAGAGGUUCCGGGCCAAGUGUCCUCCCAACACCCAGCCUGGGUUGUCCAUAAGGGUCACGCUGCCGGCUAGCAAGGGUAAAUUCCAAUGGUCUGAAACAGAGAUCAAAGAUGGACCUGCUAUUCCGCCAGGAAAGAAUUGCAUGGUCGCUUUGGCCGGUGUUCGAGUGCUCGUGCGCAACAACGAUGAGGAAGCGACAAGACACUUUCGAUUCACAGUUCCCUCCUGCCUAUUCUCUUCUUCGGUACCAGCGCAGGAACCUCGAAUCACAGGAUGGGCGCCAACGUUUCAUGCCGACGACCAAAAAUUCCAUUGGUUUUGCUUCGGUUCCGCUCCCGAGAGAGUCAAUACUCAAUAUGUUUUGGAUCGUCAAACUGAUUUGGAGGCUGGGUCAUUCCACCCCACAAAUUCUUCGUGGGUCCCCGUAUUGGUUGACCAGAAGCUGAACCUGGUGGCCGCACAAAACAUCGUUAUGGACGGCACCAUUACAGAUCAAAACGGCAAACAAAUCUUCAAUCAGGAAGAUAUGCUGAUGUUUCAGCGAAAAGACAUCAAAGAGAAACAUGAAUUCUUUUGUCAUUUGGGAGCACUCUUGGCGAGCAGCGAAGGGCUGUGUGAUGGUCAAGUGCGCCAGUCGCAUAUUCUGGAUGAUAGCAUGGAGUUUGUGGGCAAUCUCACAGACAAACAACUCAAGAGACAGUGGUGGAGAGUCAAAAUAGCAACCCAGGACGACAACGAAGGGGAACGAAGCGAUACCAAGGCAUGGUUCCAGAGUUUGGUGAGAGAACUACUGAGUUUAGACUUGGGUAUUUGGCAACAAGUAAGGAAUGCUGGCCUGGAGCCUAGCCAAGCCGCAACUCAAGGCAAUGCAUUAAAAUACUUUCGUGUCCUUGGUCGGGUGUUGGGUAAGGCUUUGAUACAGGGCUGCCCCCUGAGCGAAGUCAACUUGAGAGAUUACCUAUUCAAGUAUUUGUCUGGAUGCCCACUGGAUAUGAGUGAUCUGGGAGCAAUCAGCCCCAGCCUUGCCGUUAGUCUUUGCUACUUUCAUGAGCUGGCCCAAGCACAAGAACUUGACAAAUUCUUGGCCAUGACACCGUUGACGUUUACUCUCCCUCCAGAACCAUUAGCAGGAAUCACGGAGGAAGUUACGCUAGUUCCAUGGGGUGAGAAGCGACUGGUGACAAGUGGAAACUAUGCCAAAUUCAUGGAGGAAGCUUGGCGGUAUGUUGUCUUGAAGCGCCUUCGUCCGCAGCUACAGGAGCUUGUCGCUGGGAUCCACGACGUGAUGCCACACGAAGCCAUGCUGCAGCUCUUGAAUCCACAAGAACUCAAGACUUGUCUCUGUGGUUUUCCCGAACUAAAAGUUGAAGAAUGGCAACAAUUCACAACGUACACCGGUCCCUAUUCGGCCCUGGGACUUGAGCAUCCGCACAUACAAUGGUUUUGGCAAAUCGCAGCAGGAAUGGACUACAUGACGAGAAUGAGACUACUUCAAUUCGUCGCCGGAAUUCAUUAUAAUUGGGGUGCGAACGAUUUUAGACUUCAUUCGGCUGGGUUUGAUGUGCUGCGUCGUCGCGAUACUGGCAACCGCCAAUUUGUGAUACGAGGGCUUCCUGCCAUGACUUCGGACAUUGGAAUCAGCCCAAAAAUCAACAGAGGAUUCGGCAUUGGCGGCACCUGUUUCCUGGAACUCCCACCUUUUACUUCCGUCAAUGAGAUGAAACUGACUCUUUUGUCGAGGCUCGACGUACACCGCAAAAGCACUUAGCGAGUCAUAUUUCACACGCACUAUGCACACUAGCUCCCGCGGUUCUUUGGGGUUGCUAACGAGUAUAGCCAGCGCAUCUAUUUCUCUCUUGAACUCUCUCGUCUCAUGUCGUCGUCGUUUCAGACUUGCCUAGAUCAACCUCUGUGAGCUGUUGCCGUAGUUUCUCUCUUCGGGGAUCAUUCGGAGACGCCGCCAGUAGCAUGUCUCUUGUGAUAUCCCAGCCAGAUGUUGUUGUUGUCGAUGGCAAUGCCCCGAUGCAGUGCAACAAGGGUGCCACAAUCAUGGCAAUCAGAGGCGGGGCCACAGCAUUUCCUAGCAUGUGGUAGGGUCGUUGCUGGCACAAUUGAAAUGCCUCUGGAAACCCCUGCAACCGGGCCGCUUCUCGACUUGAGAAUCUCCGCCAUGCUGGUGUGUUGUCGUUGUCCUGGACGGGAACAAACUGGGAUCCCACCAUGUAUUUGGUGUAGCUACUCUGCAAUGUUUUGGCUGGUUUGGUGGUGUCCAUCAAGAAUCGAGCUUCUGGGUGUUCUUGUGUGUACUUUUGGGCUUGAACCUUGGCAAGCUGAUUUGGCGUCAAAGUCAGACUUUCUAGCUCUUCUUUGGAGAGUUCAUCUUCCGGGGUUUUGUUGCCAUGCAAGAUAUCCUCUACUCCUCGGCAUAGAUCGGG